This is a messenger RNA of Oppiella nova, 675 nucleotides long. The record is from the annotation of a GenBank genome assembly. NCBI's taxonomy places the organism in Eukaryota, Metazoa, Arthropoda, Arachnida, Sarcoptiformes, Oppiidae.
AUGGUCGUCACAAAUGUGGUCGCAAUGAACAAUGUAAACACCGAUUCAAAUGCACUGACGGCUGCGAAACAAGAGGAAUGGACGACAUCCCGGAAAGUAGUGAAUCACAAGACAAAACAAGUGGAGACCAGAAUCAAGCGGCAGAUCGUGAUGGAGGACGGAAAGGUGAUCGCAGACAGCGGUCCGCAAGUGUUCACAAAGACUAAAGAGGACCAGAAGAAGGAGGAGUCGGAGGACACGAAGCACAAGAACCUCGGCGACGUGGACACGCCUCCCGGGCCCGGGUAUGUAGCCGUUCCCGGCGGUCAUCAAGUGGUCAGUGAGAAGACCGAAACGCAUCAGUCGAGCCGAGAGGCAAAGGAGGAGAACAUCCAAUACCACGACGAGAGCUUCAAAGAGCUGACGGGACUGGAGAUCCAUCGCAAAGCGCUUCAGGCGCCCAAUGAGUUGAUCCAAAUCGACGACAACGACGACGCGCCCGAUGGACCUAAAGGCAAAUUAGUUCACUAUUCGAGUAAAUCCAAUAAAAUCAAUGACUCGGAGGAAGUGAAGGAGACGUCGCGACUCGGAAGGGACGGCAAUAUGACGACAGAGACCACUCGCACCCAUCAUCACGAGGAGUUCAACGACGAUGAGGUGCCCGAAGAGGGUCAGGAGAAACACGACUGGAAGGCA